GGCACAAUCACAACUAACGAAAACCCAUGGCUAAUUUCCAACCAACUUAUAAUUCCGAGCACUUUUACAUCGCAGUAUAACUGCAACAAUAAGGGGACCUGUUGCACAGAAAUUCACCGACAGCGCUGCCGCGGGAGCGUCCAGCACAGCACUACUACUGCACGGCGCUUGAUGAGCCAACAAGCUGGAACCCAGACCGACAUUCAGCGACCACUCUCCCUGACCGCGAUAUAGACAUGUUGGAAGACAAGCCGCAACAUGAUGGCGAGGAUUCUGGCCAUGUGUCGCCAAACCACGACGCGUCUGAGAAAUCAAGCUCUGGCCAACCGUUCUCCAAUUCAUGGCGAGACGAGCCUUUGACACCCACCGAAUCAGCAAAGGUCACGCAAAUUCUCAGAGCAUGCGAGAACAAAGACACUCAACAGAUUGUUGCUCUUGCCACAACCUCGGGUGGUCUCAUCGAAGACCACGUUAGACGUGUCGCAUGGCCCGUACUUUUAGGCGCAUCUGAACAGAAGCCUGAUCAGACGGUUAAUUGGCAAGCAUUGCCUGUGCAUAGAGAUGAGGAGCAAGUCAAACUGGACGUUCACCGUGCUUUUGUAUACUACCCAACAGGCGAAUCUGAAAACCAGAUUGAAGGCCGGAAACAUGAAUUGUCAAAUCUCAUCACUGGUCUGUUGCGUCAGCAUCCGUGCCUGCAUUACUUCCAGGGCUUCCACGACAUUGCGCAAGUGCUGUUGCUCGUGUUGGGCGCCAACCAGGCUGCACCUCUUCUGGCCCGCUUGUCUCUUCUUCGGAUCAGGGAUUACAUGCUUCCUACCUUCUCGGCCAGUGAAUCACAUGUACAGCUAUUGCCUGCAAUAGUGUAUGCUACUGACCCGAAACUAUGCCAGCAUCUAUCGGGGUUGCAGCCCUAUUUUGCCAUCGCUGCUACCCUGACGUUGUACGCACACGACAUCGAGGAAUACGGUGGAAUAUCUCGGUUGUUCGACUUUCUCCUGGCACAUGAAGCUGUGGUGUCGGUGUACAUGUAUGCAACAAUCAUCAUGCUGCGAAAAGACGAGCUCUUGGAGCUCGGCUCCGAUGAAGAAGACAUGAUGUACGCAAUCUUGUCUAAACUACCCAAGCCACUGGAUAUUGAGUCCCUCAUCACGAGGACGACCUUGCUCUACUCUCAGCACCCGCCAGAGACACUGCCCUUCAGGGCAUGGCGCCAGGUGUCAGGUUACAGCGUGCUCAAAACCACGCGUGAUCCCAACGAACUCGCAAAGCAAACGCUUGAAGAUGGAGAACAACUUUAUGCAAAGCAUGCGGCCCAGAUUGAGCGCCAGCAAGCCCUCCAAAAAGCGAUCGCUCAGUCGCGUUUAUUGGCAUACAGAUACCGCAAGCCAGCAGGAGCAUUGACUCUUGCAGUGGCCGUGGGGGUCCUCUCCUUGUAUAUCGGCAAAAGCGGGAACGGAUCUUCCGUAUCAUCAUCAGCCAUCCUGCUUGACGCUAGACACAAGCUACUGUGGGUCAUCAACAGGGCUUGGGCAGCUCUACGCCUGUGAGUGGUUGGAGUAUUCUGGACAGUAAUUCAACGAAAUAGGUCUAGGCCGCACGAAAUGCAUGAGAUUUAUGAUUUA
Aureobasidium pullulans EXF-150 is the source of this 1625-nucleotide messenger RNA. RefSeq lists its product as uncharacterized. Gene Ontology annotation, molecular function: GTPase activator activity. Bases 237 to 1550 code for a protein of 437 amino acids. The transcript has 4 exons. Lineage: Eukaryota; Fungi; Ascomycota; Dothideomycetes; Dothideales; Saccotheciaceae. Gene Ontology annotation, cellular component: endoplasmic reticulum membrane. Gene Ontology annotation, biological process: endoplasmic reticulum to Golgi vesicle-mediated transport; positive regulation of GTPase activity. The record is from RefSeq and is a predicted model, not a curated record.